Messenger RNA from Mus caroli (Ryukyu mouse), 4670 nucleotides. RefSeq names its product THAP domain containing 2 (gene Thap2). The record is from RefSeq and is a predicted model, not a curated record. Gene Ontology annotation, cellular component: nucleus. NCBI's taxonomy places the organism in Eukaryota, Metazoa, Chordata, Mammalia, Rodentia, Muridae.
CCUCUUGCUCCAGGCUUCGCCCUUGUGUCCCUGCAGUCUUAACUGUCCCCUAGCAUCCCGUCCGAGGUGGCAGGCGGGGAAGGAAGGGGUCAGUGUCUGGGUUGCGGACCUGCUCUUUCAGCCGCAGACCUGAGUUUCAGAGUCAUUAGUCGGUGGGGAAGACAUCUGCCCUCUUCUCAUUCAUUGCUAGGGGCCCCCCGUCUGAGACGCUGGACCUAGUCUCUUUGGGACCCCGGGAGGUGGGGGAGGGUGGGGAGCGGGUGUGGCCGCCAUGUUGGUGAAGGCGACUGUCUGCGCCCAGAGCUCAGACACGUUGGCUCUGCGGGCCUAAGCCCGCCAUAUUAAUAAAGAGACAGGGGAGUGGGCCCUCCCUCCCACCCCGGUACUGUGCACGCCCCUCUGCCCUCCCCGCGCUCUGCACCGAGCUGGCAGCGCCGGGUCGCCUGCCUCGUUUGUCUAGUGUUUGACAGAAGCUUGCUUAGCGGGCAGCGCCUCCGAAGUGGCGUAAGGUGGCGCCGAAUGAGGGGCCCGGGGAAAUGCCGACCAAUUGCGCCGCGGCGGGCUGUGCUGCUACCUACAACAAGCACAUUAACAUCAGCUUCCACAGGUUUCCUUUGGAUCCUAAAAGAAGAAAAGAAUGGGUUCGCCUGGUUAGGCGCAAAAAUUUUGUGCCAGGAAAACACACUUUUCUUUGCUCAAAACACUUUGAAGCCUCCUGUUUUGAUCUAACAGGACAAACCCGACGACUUAAAAUGGAUGCUGUUCCAACCAUUUUUGAUUUUUGUACCCAUAUAAAGUCUCUGAAACUCAAGUCAAGGAACCUUCUGAAGACAAACAACAGUUUUCCUCCAACCGGGCCAUGCAAUCUAAAGCUGAGCAGCAGUCAGCAAGUGCUGCUUGAACACAGUUAUGCCUUUAGGAACCCUAUGGAGGCGAAAAGAAGGAUAAUUAAACUAGAAAAGGAAAUAGCAAGCCUGAGAAGAAAAAUGAAAACUUGCCUGCAAAGAGAACGCAGAGCAACUCGAAGGUGGAUCAAAGCCACAUGCUUUGUGAAGAGCUUAGAAGCAAGUAACGUGCUACCUAAGGGCAUCUCAGAACAGAUUUUACCAACUGCCUUAAGCAAUCUUCCUCUGGAAGAUUUAAAAAUUCUUGAACAAGAUCAACAAGAUAAAACAGUACCCAUUCUCUAAACGUAAAAUGGAAGAGACUCUCUGCACUCAAGUUUUCCUCACACACAUCCCAGUGCCCAUCUCCUGCCGUCCCCCACCCACCACACUCUGGCAGUUACACUACAGUCAAGUCCUGCAGUUUUACUUGAAGUAGCAGUGUCAGUGUCACUCUCUGGAGACCCGAGGAAGUGGAAAAUCCAAUGACAAGCUUGAGAACGAGCAGAAGUGCCUUACAUGAGGAUCACGGACUUAGGAAACACUGCUAGCAGUGUUUCUGCUCUUGUUUUUUUAAGCUGCUGUCAAAUAGGAAUAACAAAUGAUAUGUUCAUAAAAGUAAAAGCAUUCCGCACCAAAGCUGGGGUAUUACAUUCUAAAGAACAUGUGAAGUAGGAGCUAACUGCAUUAAAUAUGAUCUUAAAGCUACUGCUGUAUUUUGUAUGAAUUAAAUUAUUGGGAUUGUGGUUGAAAAUUUUAUAGAAUAAAACCUCUGGGGUAUGGGGCAAGGUUUGUUUCUUGGUUUUGUUUUGUUUUUUGUCCUUUUUAGCCUUUUGUAUUUUAACCAGUAAAAGUAAACUUAUCAUGGCCUUUUUAAUAAGAACAUUGAAUUUAAAAGUAGGUUGUAAAAUAAUCUGAAAUAGUAUUUUGAAUGUGAAAUACCUUUGAGACUCCAAACUAGGUAAGGCCCCAAGCACCUCAGACUGGGAAAACCCGGUGAGUUAUAGUCAACGUCUAAGAAAAUAUACAGAAAAGAAUGCAGAAUUGGAAGUCUAGCUUUUACUGUAACAAAAAAAAAUAGACAAAUAUACAUUAUUUUUUCUCUUAUAUUUAAGAUUUUGAAUCUCCAUCUUCAUAAUUGAUAUGUUAAUAAACACUUUAGACCCAUUUGUUCCUCGUGUUGAUAGCAAAAUCUUUUUUUGGGGGGGUCCUCCCCCCACCCCCCAGACAGGGUUUCUCUGUGUAGUCGUGGCUGUCCUAGAAGUCACUCUGUAGACCAGGCUGGCCUCGAACUCAGAGAUCUGCCUGCCUCUGCCUCCUAAGUACUGAGAUUAAUGACUUGCACCACCAUUACCACUGCCCGACUUGACAGCAAAUUCUUAAGCUGAUGUUUCUUUUUUGUGACUGCCUCUGCCUCCCAAGUGCUGGGAUUAAAGGCAUGCGCCACCACCGCCUAUGACUACUUCUUAAUUACCUUUUUUAUGUCAAAAAUAGCUUUUUCCCUCCUUAAUAAAUCACAGAAUAAUUUAAUCCCAAUGAACUACAUAACUAUAUCGUGUCUCAGACCCAGGUCAGGCUGCUGCCUAUCAGUGUCUGAGGAUGGGAAAGCGUCUAAGAACGCGUCUGAGGAUCUAAGAACGUGUUUUAAGGUUGGGACGUUCAGCAUAAAGGGUGGGGUAUGGCAUCCAUGCCCUGUACCAGGUAGGGCCUGGGGGAGCUGAGAGGACCUGGAGCCCAGGUCCACUUUGGUACGCUAACUAUGCACCUUCGACACUUGUCCUGGGUGUGAAACCCAAUAGUGUCAAGUUAAAACAGGCUCUGUUUAUCUUACUCCAUCAGCUUGCUUUUUAACCCCUCCCCCCCCCUUUUUUUUUGGAAAAUUGAAACAACUUUAAUUCAUAAUGGAAAUAAAAUACAGUCCUCUAAAAUAAUGUGUGUCUCUGUGAUAAAGCUAUGCAAAUGCUGAUAUUUAUAAAAUAGAAAUAGCAAAAUCGCUCUUCUGGCACCACUUGCACCUUGAAAAGGCCUUGUGUCACUAAAAGUCUAAUAAGAGCCCUCCCUUCAAAAAGCUUUGGCUAAGUAAGUAAAAGAAGCGUGUUCACAUAAGUUAUUUAGUUCUUCUUCAAGUUUGUGAGCUUACCGUAUGAACGUAACAUGCCCGAUCACAAAUAACUGUAAACCUUUCCUACACAGAGAUGGAAUUUGGAUUCUCUGCCAUCUCGUAGGCUGUCCCUCUCCGUCCCACCCCGUAACCAGCACUGUCUCGUAAGGAUUGUCUUCCCUGCAAACAUAAGGGUGGGAAAUGGCUCUCUUAAGUUUUCAUGUGAUACCUGUAACCAAUACUCUAUAAACUCUUUUGUAGAUGUGAUCACCCUUGUUAGCUAUCUUAAGAAUUCCUUAAAUUUGUCGUCGUAUAUUUUUUCCUAAUACUGGUUCAUGUGUCUUUAUAUUAUCUCAAAUAUCCACAGCAAAUGCACUGAGUGUACCUACUCGAUCGCAGCCUAAAAUAAGCUAGGUAACUAAUCGUAUUAACAUAGCCUAUGCUCUCGAAACGUAAACUUUCAUAUGGUUUACCACGUCCCCCAAGCCCCAACCACUAAGUCAUGUGGUCUGCCUGGGGUUAGUAUCUUGAUAUCUUGAUACAUUUUUUUAAAAUCAUAAAUGUACAACAUUGUAAAAUACAAGGCACUUUUGGCAAAGUUGCAUAGUCUUCAUUCAUUAUUAUCAGCCUUUAGUUUCUUUGGGCUGUGUUGUUUGUAUGCUGGAGAUUGGACCCGGGGCUUCGUGCAUGCAUGUAUACGCUCCCGCGGAGCCACAUCCCCAGUCUCCUUCAUUCACUAUUUGUGGAGACCAUUGAAUAAACCCUCCUCUCAGUAAAUGUAAUUCUCUGCCUGUUUUCUUCAUGUUAUUUUCCCAAUAGCAAGCUGCCAAGCCUCUUUACAUGACUGUAUUAACACCUCUGUCUGCCUUUAAAAUGGCUUCCUAGCUAACACACAUCGGUCACGUUAGCCGCGAGGGAGAAGGAAGUGAAGGUGGGGAAGCGGGAGUUCCAGGCUUUUAAAAACAUUCAAGGAGCUUGAAUGUUCCAUCCUACCAUCCUGCCUUCAGUGUGCUGAUAGAUUUAUUUAGUUGACUGUAAACCAGAAAACUGAUGGAGUGAGGCCUGAUGAAGCCAACGGACAAACGUCUCUAAUACCUGUGCUUUGGAGGAAUACUGGGAGGGCCCAAAACUCAAAUAGCCAGCUUAGGCUAUUUGAGACCUUGUUUGGAAAAUAAACAAACCUGUCAGAAUUACAACAGUAAUAUCUGAGUCAGACCUCACAGAUCUUCUAUCUGUCCAGUGUGACUACACGCUACUAACAUUCACAAAGCAAAACGAAAAAACCAAAAUGCAGCUGAAGGUUAGGAAUUUGAUAUAAAGACAAACACUAGGCUGGGAGAUGUGUCCUGUUCAGCAUGCAUCAAGCCCAAGGUUCAAACUCCAACACCCAAAAGGGGUUAAAUACAACACUGGCUGCCCUUCGGUUGCUGCAAGCCUCCCAAAAGAACGGUGCUUAUUAGAAUAUGAGAUGCAUUCUAUGAACGAAAUAGGUGUAAGAUGCUUCGGUACACGCGGUUGAGUUGAAACUCAUGGAAAGCGUAGAAACUUUAGACUUAUUUACAACCAAGUGACUUCCUUUUGAAAUCAAACGGAAUUUUCUUAGAAUGGCUGGUGAGAGGUGGGCAGAGCUCUAGGGUUUGGCCUGAGUUCAGUGUUACUGGGUCAGAACCCUUAAAAAAAAAAAA